AUGGAUUUAAGAUCUUUAGAUAAGGAAGCUGAAGCGGCUGCAUUGCAGGAAAUCAAGAAUAUGUUUCAAAGAAGUGGUCAACUUGAGAAAAUUGAUACUUUUCGUCAUAGAAUUCAAAGGAAAAAAAUGACUGACGAAACAUUAUUAAAAUCCGCCUUAAAUCAACAAUUAAAUUCUGUUGGUUCUGGUUUGGAGCAACUCAAAUUAAACUUAUCAGAUGCCAAGGAGGUUGAAGAGCGUAUUAAAAAUAUUCAACAACUUAUUGAAAAUGUACCAAAUUUAGCUGAUCGCUUGGAACCAGUGAAAGAAGAAAAUACUAAAUAUUCGCAAUAUGUUACUGCUAUGGAAAAUCUAAAACACAUUUUUACUGUUCAAGCAAGUGUUGAAAAAGCUUUGGAUUGGAUAAAAGAAGAUAAACUUUUGUUAGCACAUCAAUGCCUUUCUGAUUUAGAGAAUUCACGCGAUGAUCUUCUAUUCGAAUUGCAUAAGUUGACAAAACAGAACACUCAUGAUAAAAUCACAUUGAAAUGUUAUUUUGAUAAAGUGGAAACUGUCUCAACAAUGCUUCAAGAUAAGUUACGUUUUAUUUUUAAAAGAACACUUAAUACUGCUAGAAAAGAACCAACAGUUAUUGUUACUGCUUUGAGAAUUGUUGAACGCGAAGAAAAAGCUGAUCAAUUUGCUUUGCAGCAGCAGAAAUUAACUGGAUUUCUCCCCCCAGGACGUCCAAAAGAAUGGAGAUCAAUGCUCUUCCAUACUUUAAAUGAAUCAGUUGAAGAGCGAAUUGUUGGAUCAAUUAUUGAGAACAGAAACGAAAAAUUAUGGCUUGUUAAAGAUCUUGAAUUGAUGAGGCAAUUGAUUCUUGACGACUUAAAAGUUGUGAAGUCAGUUUGUCUUCCAUGCUUUCCGCCAGGAUAUAAUAUUCUUAAGGAAUAUGUAAAAAUGUAUCAUCGAGCUGUUUCCGACUUUCUAGAACAGCUUGUUCGACGAGGGAUCGAAGGCAAUGAAUAUGUUACGUUGUUAUCUUGGAUCAUCAAUACAUAUCCUGGAAAGGAACUGAUGCAGAAUCCUGAACUUCGUAUAGAUUUAUCAGAAAUUGAAAAUAUUCAACCAUUAAUGAAACCGCAAAUUAUAAAAACACUUGAAACAGCUUAUCUUAAAACUAUGGAGAAAAAUUAUACAGAUUGGAUGGAUAAAACAGUGGAAACGGAGAAAAAUGACUGGCAAGCUGGAAUGCCUGACCAAGACGAUCAAUUCUUUCAUACUGCAAGUCCUGUUAUCAUUUUUCAAAUGAUUGACCAACAUUUACAAGUGACAAACACUAUCAAGCAAGAUUUAACGUUCAAUGCUCUAAUAUUAAGCAUUCAACAAGUUACAGUUUAUGGUCAAAAGUAUCGUUUAGCGAUCAUCGAUUUCAAAGAAAAGCAUUUCAAGGAUCGAAGUCAAGUUCCUUUCUUUACACAUCACAUCAUUACAAUUGUAAAUAAUUGUCAACAAAUCAUCGAUCUUGCUCAACAAAUAAAACAACUUUAUUGGCCGAAAACUAGAACUGAUCAUUAUGAAGAUUUUGAGAAACUGCUUCAAACAUUCCAAGCGCUACGUGAUGAAACGGCGUUUUAUUUAUUGGAAGAAGCAUUUCUUGAUCUCGAUGGACACUUCAAUGAAUUGUUUAGCGCUAAAUGGAUUAGUUCAACAAUCGCUAUUGAUACAAUUUGUGUUACAUUACAAGAUUACUUUCAAGACUACAAUCAUCUUCGUGUUAUCAAUUUUGAAUUUGUCAUAAAAGAAGCACAAAAAAUGGUUGCUAAACGAUACAUCAGAGCACUUCUCUCAAAACGCAUCAGCAAGCCUCGAAAUGAAUGUGAAAUUAUUGUGAAGAAAGUUGUAAACGAAGUACGACAAAUCAAAAGUUUCUUUGAGAAGAUUGCACCAAAUUUUUUGAAGAAUGAUUCACCAUUCGACGCAAUUAUUGUGUUAUCACAAUUGUUAUGUUGCGAUACUGAAAUGAUUAUCUUAGACCUUCAUACAUUGCUUACCAAUUAUCCAUCGAUCACAGAGGAUCAUUUAAUUCGACUUUUUUAUAUACGAAAUGAAAUCAAAUCCAAUGAGAUUCGAGAGAAAAUUCAAGAUGCCUUCAGCAGCAGAAAGGUGAAUGUCAGCACACAUGACAAACUCAGUAGUUCAAUCUUCAAGGAAAUUACAUUUAAUGAAACUAAAUUGUGGUCAGUUUAAAUUUUUAUUUAAGCUCAUUUAAAGUUCCCACUUGGAAAAAUCAUGAUUGAUAUAAAAAUUCAUAACUUUGCAUUCCUUAGUAAGAAAAAAAGAACUUAAACAUAAGAAUUUGAAAUUCAACUAAAAAUGUAUGUUUAUUAAAGAAGAAAAUAAUAAUAAAAUGUUAUUUAAUCACCCACACAUGAAUA
Molecule: messenger RNA, 2420 nt
Organism: Clunio marinus
Lineage: Eukaryota; Metazoa; Arthropoda; Insecta; Diptera; Chironomidae
Source: the annotation of a GenBank genome assembly